AAUGCCUCUAGCUUAUGUACAAGUAGAAUUUGAGUCGAGCAAUAAGAGCCUCAUCAUCAUUAAUCCAUACCAAGGCGCCUACCAAGGUGCCUACCCACGAUAACUCGAGAUUCAGGACUACAUAUUUCAUUCCAAUUACUAUAUACUCGAGUAUUACAUAAUGUCCACCUACGAACGUGCGCUUCGAUGUUGAAGGGCUAAGACCUCUUCUUGGAAUCAAUUACCUACAAUUACCGGCAUAAUGCAACCACCACCCAUUCUAAUCCGCCGCCUCCUCACCCUCCGUGCCUCCAAAUUUCCUCCCACAUCUCGCCGAUUUACGAGACAUACGAACCUCGCGUCCCGAGGGCGACCUCAAAUUCCAUUCCUAUCCGUGCCACUAGCUAGGAAUCAUCAAUUCCGAUACCUCACCACCGAGCGAAAACGAUGGUUGGCCUAUGAGGUUUAUCUCGGAUUCAAGUAUACUGUAUAUAUCUGGGCCAUUGCUGGCUUCUCUAUCGCCGCCUACUGGAGUAUACAGCAGGAGUGGCUUGAAAGGAAAUACCCGACGCCGCACGAAUGGAGCUUCAUAACCCGGCUGCGAUCCAGACUCGCGAAAUGGGCCCCCGACCGAACCGAUUCGCCGGAAAUCGACUGGGUCCUUACUGGCAACUAUGCUAAAAAUGUAAUUGAAAGGUUAGAAGAUGAGAAAGUCGAAGGCGCCGGGAUUGCGCAGAAUCAAACCGAAGAGGGAGGAUAUGAUAUAACAUCAAAAAGCGAGCCAUGGAGGAGGGGCUAUUACGAGGCCUUGAUGCUGUGUGCCAAAGCAGCCGAGCAUCUUGAUGACCAGAUCGUGGAUAAGACGCGGCACUUGGUGUUCCCGGCCAACCAGGUUAUAGGACCAUCAAACCCGAACCCGAAGCCCAUCUCCCCCGGCUCACCAAGUGCCCCCCGCGAAGAGGACUGUGAGCGUGCCUUCGAAGCGCCCGAAACUUUCUACAAGAAAAUACUGGCAACCAAAGGUCUCACAUCCAAGCAGAAGUUGGAUGCGGCGCUAGAGUACGCCUCGUGGUUGGACUUCAAGGGCCUCCCCGACGCCGCCGAGCUCACAUACGAACGGGCACUGGCACUAGCCACAGAAGGUUCCCCCCCUCCAUACGACACGAAGUCAUACGUCCUACAGGACCUCUCGCGCCAACCCUCCGCCAAUCUCCUCACCACCCUCACCGCUCUCGCCACACACAAGGCGCGCACAGGCGACGUCGCCACAGCCCUCCCAAUCCUAAUCUCCGUCCUCCGCGCACGCAGAUCCCUCCCAUAUCCGCAGCCCCAAAAGAAACCCACAUACAUCGACCCCGACGAAUCCCAGUCCUCCUCCCCCUGGACCCUGCACAACAUCGCCGGCGCAGCCACCCGCCUCCUCUCACCCCCCGCAUACCCGCCGCCCCCGGAUGACGGCACAUCCCCCCCGGUCCGGGACGCGAAGGAGCUAUGCGAGGAAGCUGGUCUGAACCUAUAUAUCGGCGAGAUCAUCUACGCCUCGUCCUCCGGUACCACCAAGGGCCGCGAGGACGGCCUGGCCUGGACACGCGAAGCCGUCGACCUAGCAGAGGAGCAGCUGCAUAAACUAAACACUAGCGGGGACACCCGCGGCGACGCUAAGAAGACGUGCAAGGAAUGCCUGCUCGCCGGCCUCGAUAACUGGCAGGCCAUGGUGGCGCGGCUCGCGCGCGAGGAGCGCGAGAGGGAGGCUUUGCUGAAGAAAGGGGAGCCGGCGAAGGCGAGUAGUAGCCGCUGGUUAGCAAGCCUAUGGGCAGACGGCAAGGCCGAGGCCGAGGCCGCGGCUGGAGGACGAUGGACUGCGGAGGAGAAUGUAGUCAAGGAGAGGAUGAGGAGAGCACAGGAUGUGCUGGAGGAGUCGGAAGCUCCUCAGGUCGGGUUUGCUGCUUUGUUCCAGGCGUGAUGUGAUCUGAUAUAUGCGUACGUUGUUACAAUAUGUAGGGAAUAAAUAGUAAAAAGGACUCUUGGGGGCGUUUGUCUAGGCCAACGUUGUGUUGUAUAUGCUGUAAUAAGAACAUAUAAUACGCUUUCUGUCUCGCCUCGCCUGUCGUAUUCAAUUGAUUAGGUUACUUACACGGCUUCCCGUAGUAUAUAGGAGGUACUCGGCACAAAUAGUCUGUAUGUAUUUUCAAUAAUGGGAUGAAGAAUUUAGCAUACUGCAUAUAUACCUAGGUAGGCAGCUUUGAUUGUGCUUUUACUUUUAACAUAAUAGAC
This is a messenger RNA of Daldinia loculata, 2253 nucleotides long. RefSeq lists its product as uncharacterized. Bases 242 to 1942 code for a protein of 566 amino acids. The record is from RefSeq and is a predicted model, not a curated record. The transcript has a single exon. Lineage: Eukaryota; Fungi; Ascomycota; Sordariomycetes; Xylariales; Hypoxylaceae.